Schistocerca cancellata (South American locust) is the source of this 3497-nucleotide messenger RNA. RefSeq names its product quinone oxidoreductase-like. The transcript has 7 exons. Gene Ontology annotation, cellular component: cytosol. Gene Ontology annotation, molecular function: quinone reductase (NADPH) activity; mRNA 3'-UTR binding; NADPH binding. The coding region runs from base 136 to 1176 and encodes 346 amino acids. Lineage: Eukaryota; Metazoa; Arthropoda; Insecta; Orthoptera; Acrididae. The record is from RefSeq and is a predicted model, not a curated record.
ACUCAUUCUAUGAAGACUAUCAUUCCUGUUGACUACCCGUAAUAUUUGCGAAGUGACUGAAUCUUGAGAAAUUGUUUCUUAAGAACUGCGAAAAUUUUACUAGUCUAAAACUUGAGUUUGAAGUACGUUAGGACUAUGUUUCCCUUGGCCGCGAACAGGUUAUCUCUAGCUUUAUAUGUUGAUAAGAGGGGCAUGGCACAGUUGUUAAAGAUGAUGAAAGCCGUGCGAAUUCACAAAUUUGGCGGGCCAGAAGUUUUAAAAACUGAAACCAUCCCUAUUCCAAGCAUAAAACAUAACGAGGUGCUUAUUCGUGUUAGGGCUGCAGGUAUUAAUCCCGCCGACACGUAUAUUAGAAGUGGCGGUUAUGGACUCUUGCCAGAACUACCUGCAAUUCUGGGGAAGGAUGUAGCUGGAGAAGUAGAGGAAGUCGGCGAAACGGUGAAGAACUUUAAGAAAGGCCAGAGAGUGUUUGCAGAGUUGCAGGACAGGAAUGGUGGUUAUGCAGAGUACGUUGCUUGUCCAGAAGAUAAUGUUUUUCCACUGGCACACAGACUGACCUUUUCACAAGGAGCUGGUCUUUACAUUCCAUAUGUCACAGCCUACAGGGGAUUGGUAACAAAGUGUAAAGCAAAAGCUGGGCAGCUGUUGUUGGUGCAUGGGGCCAGUGGUGCUGUGGGUGUGGCAGCUGUGCAGCUGGCAAAGUCUCUCGGUCUCACUGUUGUUGGAACUGCAGGAUCAUCUGAAGGACUUGAACUGGUGAAAAAAGUGGGAGCUGAUCAUGUGUUCAAUCACAGGACAGAUGGGUACUUGGAAAAUGCGGUAAAGACUGUUGGAAAGUUUGACAUUAUAUUUGAAAAUCUUUCUAAUGUGAAUCUGGGAGCAGAUCUGACAGUUAUGAACAAGAAUGCAUCUAUAGCGAUUGUGGGAUGUCGAGGAACAGUUGAAAUAAAUCCGAGGCUUAUAAUGCAAGCAGAGGCAACAGUGCAUGGUGUCUUCCUCUACAACUCAACUUCAGAGGAGAGACAAGCUGCUAUUGACAAUCUCUUGGAUGGAAUUGCCAAAGGCUGGGUCAACCCUGCCGUGGCUAAGGAGUACAAGUUUGAGGAAGCUUCUCAAGCUCACCACGACAUCAUCCAUACCAAGGGAGCAACAGGCAGGCUUGUGUUAACUCCCUGAGGAUGCAUUUAGAGGGCUGGGCAUAAAACACAGCCACUAAUAUCCUUCUGUUGUUCAGUUCUAUGUUUCUAUAAGUGGAAAUCUGGGUUUGGGGGUUGACUGCCAGCAGCAGUAUUUUAAAUGUUGAUUGUGGUUCAUUAGUGCUCAUCUGAUGAUACUUUAAUUUCAUGAAGUGGACUGCUACAUUGUUAUUUGGUAGCAGGAACAAUAACACACACUUACCAGGAGUUACAACAAUGUGUAGAGUGAAUGUGUAGUGAACAGAGGGACAUUAUUUGAUUUGAAAAUGAAACUGAGAUUAUUUACAUCAUAGAGGUACAAUAAAUGCAGUGGAAAGGCACAGCUUACCAAUGGACUGUGGAAAUGAGUUAUGGAUCAAGUUGUUGAAUGAUUUAGUGUAGUGGAGUUUAGUUUUAGCAAGCUAGAGCUCAUGUAAUAUGGUGUGUCCUGAAGUGAAAUAUGUCUAUGGAGUCAGUGUCCUCCAAGUAAUCUUUUGUUUUGUUCAGACAUAUAAUCAUAAACAAAUGGAAUUAUGACACAUAUAAUUGCAACUUAACUGAAAUUGUACAUGAAAUUAUGAUACAUGCAGUUGAAGUGAACUUAAAUUGUUAUUUUGUUGUUAAAUUGCAUUUUACAUAGAUUAUUUUUGAUAAAUAACAUAAAAUGUGUAAUUUGAACACAAGCAAAAGAGAGAGCAAAACAAAGGAAAUUAAUUGUUGACUAAAUCUAACAAGUGAGAUAAUAUAUUCAUGAAUAAUUUCUAACAAAUGGACUACAUUCUGUAGCACUUUUUAAACAAGUUCUUCACAUAGUUCUUCCAUGGUUUCACAUACAAAUUUGCACAUAAGACAGUUAGGAAUGUAGAUAGAAAUUCCUCCUAAGUGUUGACAAAAGCAAAAAUGUGAUGCUGUGUGGACAGAAAGUAUAGUGGUAGUAGGAGAAAUUAUAGUGGUAGUAGGAGUAACGGCUUUUAUUGUAGCGGUAGCUCAUAAAGUGUAACGAAAUCAAGGAAAUCUUGCUCUGAGUGUUUUGUUUUCACAAGGUGUGCCAUUACCCACAGCACAUAGCUGCAUGGUUUGAUUGCCAUAAAUGUGGGCAUGUGUUCAAUGUAUUAGCAAACUGUCUUUGGAGGCAACUAAACAUUGAUCGGUAAUAUAGGGUAACCAGUAUUUUCACCAGUAACAACUAACAUUUUUGGUUUUGGUGCCUUUAGCAGUUUUGAAUUUCAAAUACCAGAUUUAGUUAACACAGUAUAAAUUAUUCCAUUCAGUGAUCUGGACACUCCAUGUAAGGCAUGAUCCGCUUUAUUUGAAUCUAAUCUGGGUUGUGCAUAAAAGAUAUCCUUAAAACCUAUAACUACUCCUUGUUUUUUUCAGGUCAAAACCCAGGGCAUUUGUUGUGAAAGUAGUUAAUGUGAAAUCUGACCAAUUAGAGGCAUCCGGUGGUGUGACACCAAUUGCAUCUAGCCACAGGUGUUGCCCAUGAUAGUAAUUAAAAAGUGCAUGGACAUGAUUUGAUUUUAAAGUAUCUUAUCAGUGCUCUUUCUUAUGUAAACAAUUAGCAUAUAUCAUACAUCAUCUAGAAGAGCUACCAGAUUGUUCUGUUCUAAGCGGAAGUGUAAUCUCAGUCAAGGGCAUCUGGGGACGAGUACCUAAAGUAGGGAACCGUCAAAUUCCUCCACGCUUGCCCCCUCCCACUUUCCCAGCUCACCAAAAUGUGCUCACACCACUUCCCUCACAACCAGCUUCCUCCUCCUCCUUCAAACUCUCUCCUCUCUAUGCCAACUCCCUCUCCUCCCAGGUGUGUCAAGAAAGUAAAAUAUUUAAGAAACCACUCUUGAAAAAAAAAAGUAUCUUUUAUUUUGAAGACUUUAUUACAAUCAAUACAUCAAUACUGUAGGAAAAGGUAGAUUGUUGCUUACCAUAAAGAUAACAUGCUAAGUUGCAGGCAGGCACAAUUAAGAGACACUUACACAUAAACUUUUGACUGCAGCCUUUGUCGGAAAAAGAGAAACACAGAAACACACACAAUUCAUUCACACAAUCAAGCACACCUCAUGCACAUGUGAUCGCCAACUCUGGCAGCUUGGGUCAGAGAGCAUUGCAGAGUUGCUGGUCAUGUAUGCAUAAGGUGUGCUUGUUUGUGUGAAUGACUGGUGUGUGUUUCCCUUUUUACAAUGAAGGCAGAGGCUGAAAGCUUAUGUGUUAAGUGUCUUUUAAUUGUGUCUGUCUACAAUUUAGCAUGUUAUUAUUAUGCUAACAGUCUGUGUUUUCAUACAUUGCUGAUAUUCCUACCUGGAAUUUCCAUUGUUCAUUAUAUCA